AUGCUUCGCGCGCCCGACUUCGCGACUCGAGACGAUGUCUCUACGUUGCGUAUCACCGUCGCCACCGUCUGCCUUGUCUGGUGGGUGGUAGUGUGGCAUGUUUGCGCAAUCGGCUUUAUCCAACUGUUCCGCUAUUACUGGACGAAGCCACAGCCAGCAACAUGCGUAACUACCAUGGACGAGGACCGGGUCCCUCAUGUCACAGUCAUACGUCCGGUUAAAGGCCUCGACCCCCGCCUCUACGAGUGCCUCGCAGCGACCCUCCGCCAGACGUACCCCAAGAACAGGCUGAACACCGUGUUCUGUGUCCCCUCACGGUCCGACCCCGCGUUUCCAAUCCUCCAGCGUCUAUGCAAGGACUUUCCAGACGUCCAUGUACAAAUCUUGGUUGAAGAGGAAGACCCGCUGCUGCUCAAGGACAGCAAUGCGCUGGGGCCCAACCCCAAGAUCAGGAACAUGAGCCGCGCUUAUAGGGAGGCCAAGGGCGAUAUCGUGUGGAUACUGGAUUGCAACGUCUGGGUUGGCAAGGGCGUCUGUGGUCGCCUGGUGGACCUGCUAUGCGGCUUUGGAGAGGGCAGCAAUGGGAAGCCCAAGACAAAGUACAAAUUCGUGCAUCAGACACCGCUCACGGUAGACCUCGACUCGCAGCGCCUCUCGCUCAGCGACAGAAAGGAGCUUCUUGGAGGAACAUCAGCCGUUACAGCACCUCCUACCAACAUCGCCGCCAGUACGGCUUCAGACCCCCGCAACUACUCCAACAGCACCGUCAAGAAGCUUCUUCAGCGCGGUGGAGGGCGCCUGGACGAGGCCUUUAUGUCGUCCGCGCACGCAAAAUUCUACCAGGCCAUCAACACAGUUGCUGUAGCGCCUUGCAUCAUGGGCAAGAGCACCAUGUUCCGCCGCUCACAGCUCAACUACGUCACGUCGUCGAAUCCCCAACGCGCUGCCGGAAUCGACUUCUUUUCCGACAACAUAUGCGAAGACCACCUCAUCGGCGACGUGCUCUGGAAGGAACCCCAAGCCUUCGAAAAGCGAGGCUACCAACCCGAGCCAGGAGCGGAGAAAGAAGUUUGGGGCAAGCACGGAAUGCUGUUUGGCGAUUUUUGCUUCCAACCCAUCAGUCACACAUCCGUCGAGGCUUACCUGCAGCGCCGCAUCCGCUGGCUGCGCGUGCGCAAGUUCACCGUGACACUAGCAACCUUUGUCGAGCCGGGCACUGAAAGCAUUCUCUGCGGCUUAUACGGCGCAUACGCUCUCACGACACUCCCUUUCUUCGCUCAGCUCGGCAUCAGUCCCACAUGGCCGUCCUUCGUCCUCAUCUGGCUCCUCCACAUGUGUGCCUGGUGUGCGGUAGACUACAUCCAGUACCUCCUCCUGCACUCAGCCAAGACGGUUGAAAUCGACGCCGACACCCCAGACUUUGUCCUCCCGCAACGCUCCGCAGAGGCAUAUCACCGCUCCGACGUCACAAAACCCCUGCUCGGCACCAAGACUCCCGCCGAGCCCAGCCUGCUCGACGGCGCACGCAGAACCCUCAAGGACUUUUUUUUCGCGUGGCUUGGCCGCGAGUUCUUCGCUCUCCCUGUUUGGAUCACGGCCUUUUGGGGCGGCGUCACGGUCGAAUGGCGUGGCCGGAAAUUCUGGGUUGGCCUCGAUACAAAGGUCCAUGAGAUUCUGCCCAGAGAGACGAUCCAAGUGGAUAAAGCUGGACAUGUGAAAUGA
Messenger RNA from Exserohilum turcica Et28A, 1722 nucleotides. RefSeq names its product glycosyltransferase family 21 protein. Gene Ontology annotation, biological process: glucosylceramide biosynthetic process. The coding region runs from base 1 to 1722 and encodes 573 amino acids. Gene Ontology annotation, molecular function: ceramide glucosyltransferase activity. The transcript has a single exon. Lineage: Eukaryota; Fungi; Ascomycota; Dothideomycetes; Pleosporales; Pleosporaceae. Gene Ontology annotation, cellular component: membrane. The record is from RefSeq and is a predicted model, not a curated record.